CCCCAUCAUUCUCCACGCUGCGAAAAGAUCCGUAGACGAAACUUUGCAGGAGACUGGACAAAGUCAUACCCUACGCCUGUUUCCUUCACAUCAUGCAGAGCAGCAGCAGCAGCCACCGCUGCAGCGCUUGCCUUCAAUGCGGAGAAGACUUUAGGCACACCAGGGCUAGGACAGGGGAAUUAGUAAGGGGUUUUGUGGACGAGGCUGGUAUAGCAGACAGAUUUCCCGGGUUUCAGUCGGGAGCCAUUGGCUCAAACUUGCUCGCACUAUGUAAACGUUCGGGUUGUCUGCUGGAGCUGUNUAAGGGGUUUUGUGGACGAGGCUGGUAUAGCAGACAGAUUUCCCGGGUUUCAGUCGGGAGCCAUUGGCUCAAACUUGCUCGCACUAUGUAAACGUUCGGGUUGUCUGCUGGAGCUGUACAAGAAGCACGAGUGGGCACGAAGCAGGGAACGCGUAGCGCGGAAAGCAAAGCAGACGCCGCGCCAUAGCCGGACCUGGAGCGCCGCUCCUGAGCCUGUCACGCACGACAAACGCCGGCGGUUGGAUCGGUACUGUACUUCGCCGGGGGCGGUGGACGCCUUGUAGGAUGCUGUUGAUAUAACGGGUUGUGUUUUGGACAUGUGCGGAGGACCUGAAGACGCGGUGGCACUGGGCUUUGGGGGCACGUGUGAAGUUCUCACGAACGACGUGAGCUCGAGGCUAUCGCCAGCCCACCCCGGAAAACAACCUGACUGGGUCGUCACGAGCCCUCCGUACAAGGGUGCUGUGGGAUUUGUCAAGGCGGUUUUGGCGGUAGCGGCGAAAGGCGUGGCGCUCAGAUUGCCGCUAUCGUUCCGGAAACCUUGUGCCGACCGGGGUAGCUGGCUUGUAGAUAACCCCCCGGUGAUGUGCGGUUUUUUGCGGAGAGCUAAGUACACACAUGCUCACCAUGUGAAGGUCGGAGAAUUUUGGGGCGUGUGGUACACCGAUGGAGGCUGCGGCAAGAGCGGGGGAUCGAGGCUUGUGUUCUGCCCUGAGUAGAGGGUGCUUACAGGAGGGCCGCCGGGCGACCUGACGUUCAAAGAAUGUUGUUUGUCGGUGGCGUUGAUUGAAUGCAGAAUAGUCUAUAUCUGCGUGUUCCGCGAAGGGUGCUAAUUUUCGCGCUCUUCGAAAAUAUCAACUCAAAACCGCCCGCGGUUCAGUCACUACACGGACUUUUGUGGGUUGAAUGUUGUUGUGGAAGUGCAUCGCAGCUUCGCCUACACAGGUGCACCCCGUGAGCAAGAGGUGUAGUCCAUGACAACACGGUAUUCAUCCUCGACUUCAAGUGCAUCGAUGUAGACCAUUUGCGACACGUCCGCUAUUCCGCUCGAUACACCAACAUUCCAGUUUUUUUUUUUUCAUCACACGUUACACAGAUCUUUCAUUUGUCCCCUCCCCGCACGAGUCAACAACCAUUCCGCCGGGCGAUACAAUCAACUGCUCUCGGCCACUGGCCCAAUCCAUCUGGUCGCGCUGCUCGUCGUACUCUGCAACGUCAUCCUCCUGAAAUCCACCAAUGGUCAUGCCCCCGCCCAAACCGCCGACACCAUGCAAAACGUCACCCUCAUCACUGGAUUGAUCGUCGUCGCUCUCUUCUUCAGAUGAUUCCUCCCCACCUCUAUCGAAUAGCAUGAGUCUAUCAUCGACCGCUUCUAUGCAGCAAGCGCGUUUACAUUUGCAC
Ectocarpus sp. CCAP 1310/34 is the source of this 1702-nucleotide messenger RNA. The record is from the annotation of a GenBank genome assembly. NCBI's taxonomy places the organism in Eukaryota, Phaeophyceae, Ectocarpales, Ectocarpaceae.